ACUCGCGGCAAAUUAAAGUGAAAUUAACCAACACUUACGUAAAAUAAUUGGCGCCGGUAAUUUGUUGCAUUAUUUAAUAAUUUGUAAUAAAAGUUAAUAAAAAUGAGAACAAUAACGGAACCUGACCACAGUAUAAUGUUGAGUGAGCCCAUCAGUUGCUUUGAAAUAUGUGAAAACGAUUUUGCGUAUAACUUAAUCUGCGUAGCCCAACAAAAACAUCUGUCCUUGAUAUUAAUUGGUCUGCCGGAGGAGAGCGGCGCGUUUGUAUGGAAUCAUGUACAAGAUAUGGAGAUACCCGAUGAGGAUGCGCGCUGUCACACGAUUGCCUUCUCCCCGGAUACCUCGCUUAACUGCACUCCAAAUAAAGUUUCCGUUUGCGCCUCUAUUGGAAAAUGUAAUUUGACACUUUUUCACACAAAUCUAAAUGACGUGACCAACGUACAAUGCCUUCGUGGACACAGCAGCUAUAUCAAUGGCAUUGCUUGGGUUUGCGAUGGCGAGUUACUUGCUUCGGUCAGCGAUGAUUUUACAUGCAAGUUUUGGAAUAUCGGGGCGAAUUUCGAGAACGUAAUCACAUUUUGUCUCUCUUCGGCGGGCAUGUCUAUUAAAAGCCAUCCAGAGGAUCCAAACAAGGUCCUCGUAGCCGAGAAACGUGGCAUUGUGCAUUUGUAUAAUGUGCGCAGCAAGCAAACAGUCGUUUCCGUCGAAUCACCCAAAUUUCCACUCAUGUCCGCCGAUUGGGCAAAUAACAACCGGCUUUUUGUCACAGCCUUGGCUGGUGGCGAUAUUGUCACCUGGGAUUUGAGCCGUCCGUUUGUACCCGCUGACAUAAAGCAGGUCCACGAAGAUGGCGGCCGUAUUGUACGCUUCGCUCCAGGCAGCACAGAGAUUGCAAUGGCCACCAUUGGACGACCGGAUCUUACGUUGAAAGUGUUUGUGGCUAAGUCCACGGUACCGCUUAUUGAAUCGCCUUUAAAAACAUACGGUGGUUUGGCAUGGCAUCAGCGCUUACCUUACAUCAGCGCUGCGUCUGAUAGGAGAUUAUGUUUUUGGAAGGUACAAAUAAAAUAAUUACAAAAUGUUCAUGUUCAAAUAGUGACAUUUUUUAUUUGCAUAUCUCUUUUAUU
Molecule: messenger RNA, 1127 nt
Organism: Drosophila hydei
Lineage: Eukaryota; Metazoa; Arthropoda; Insecta; Diptera; Drosophilidae
Gene: Nup37
Product: nucleoporin Nup37
Exons: 3
Coding region: 103-1071 (322 amino acids)
Cellular component (GO): nuclear pore outer ring
Molecular function (GO): protein binding
Source: RefSeq, a predicted model, not a curated record